UUAAAAAUUGUUUACAAUAAUACUUUGAUCCCAUAAACUGAUGGGCUCGGACAUAUUCAUUCAUUCAGGCAAUAUGGGUGCUGUAGAAAUUUACAAUGACAUAGACAGCAUCUCGAGAGACUAGUGAAGUGUUAAGAUUUAGUUACACAGGUACCCAAGCACAGAUUUUACACACGGCUCUCUCAGGAGCAGAUUAAAAUAAGACCAGUAUGGCCUUGACGACCAUAGACCUCUCCAGCCCUGACCUCACCAAGUCCGCAUCUUUAAUAAGACAGGCUUGCUUGGACAGCGGGUUUUUCUAUGUAAUAAAUCAUGGCGUCUCCCAAGAGCUUUUUGACGACCUAUUCCAUCAGUCCCGCAAGUUUUUUGAGUUUCCAUUGGAAGAGAAGAUGAAGGUAUUGAGGGACCAGAAUUUCAGAGGGUACACGCCCUUGGAGGACGAGAAGCUUGAUCCUUCCAAACAGACUAAAGGAGACUGUAAAGAAGGGUAUUAUAUUGGAGUUGAAGUGGCAAAGGAUGAUCCUCGUGCAACAAAGCGCUUUUUUGGAUCAAAUGUUUGGCCUUCAGAAGAGAUUUUGCCUGGUUGGAGGCAGAUUAUGGAGAAGUACCAUCAAGAAGCAUUAAACGUUGGCAGAAAGGUUGCCAGGCUAAUAGCUUUGGCCCUGAACUUAAAUGCAAAUUUCUUUGACAAACCGGAGAUCCUUGAGGACCCAAUUGCCAUCUUGAGGCUUCUUCAUUAUGUGGAUGAAAAAUCUAAGCCAGAACUUGGUAUUUAUGGUGCGGGGGCACAUUCAGAUUUUGGCUUACUUACAUUGCUGGUAACAGAUGAAGUUUCUGGUCUCCAGAUCUGCAAAAACAAGGAUGCUCAAUCACAAAAUUGGGAAGAUGUGAAUCCUUUGAAAGGUGCAUUCAUUGUCAAUAUUGGAGACAUGCUCGAACGAUGGAGUAACAACAUUUUCAGAUCUACCAUGCAUCGAGUUCUGUUAUCUGGACAAGAACGCUAUUCGGUGGCAUUUUUCUUAGAACCAGGUCCUGAUUGUCUGGUAGAGUGUCUUCCAACAUGUCAUUCAGAGACAAAUCCUCCAAGGCACCCUCCUGUGAAAUAUGGAGAUUAUUUGGCUCAAAGAUAUAAGGACACACAUGGCAACGCUACUUCAUCUUACUAGUUAUAACCUCAUGUGGGCAUGACGUGCAGGCAUAUAGCCAAAAGUUUCUUUCAAGCCCAUCAGAUCUCUUCUGAAAAAUACUAUAUUUGGAAUAAGAUGAAUAUUCAAAAUAUUGAAUGUCUUAGGUUGGUUAAGAACCUUCUAAAAAGCGAAAGAAGAUUCUAUAUGAGCCAACAUUUUACAAGUUGUCAAGGCUUGGAAAAAUGGUUCUUGAUGAAUCUAUGGAUUGAAAUUAUGUUUGCUGUAUGGCUUAGUUGCAAAAUUAUAGAUUUUAGCACCUAAAAGUUUGUCUUGUAAAUUGGUAUUUUGCAAUUGGAAAGAUCUUUCUUUUUUAA
This is a messenger RNA of Cryptomeria japonica (Japanese cedar), 1501 nucleotides long. RefSeq names its product 2-oxoglutarate-Fe(II) type oxidoreductase hxnY. Lineage: Eukaryota; Viridiplantae; Streptophyta; Pinopsida; Cupressales; Cupressaceae. The record is from RefSeq and is a predicted model, not a curated record. The transcript is spliced from 11 exons. The coding region runs from base 210 to 1166 and encodes 318 amino acids.